This is a messenger RNA of Tetrahymena thermophila SB210, 3858 nucleotides long. RefSeq lists its product as hypothetical. The record is from RefSeq and is a predicted model, not a curated record. NCBI's taxonomy places the organism in Eukaryota, Ciliophora, Oligohymenophorea, Hymenostomatida, Tetrahymenidae. The transcript is spliced from 8 exons.
AUGAACAGGUCAUUUUAUAGUAAAAAUAACCCUGAUUCUAAAGAUAAAAAGGAUCUAGUUUAAUAGAUUAAUAACACUUAACCUGAAAGGCAAAAGAAGCUAUAAUAAAAUGAAAAAAUUAUUUUAAGCAAUUUACCAAAAGUUACUGAUAACUCUAAAUAGUAGAUUACUUCUGAUGCUUUGAUAAAUAUUUAAAAUAAUAAGCUUUCUGAAGGUAAUAAAAGUGAAGCAAUAUCUCCUGGGCUCUCAUUGAAUUAUUAAAAUAGAUAAGGAGAAAGAAUAGGUUAAAAUGUUUAAGCUAGAGUAGAUUAAAUGAAGAUAGAACUUUAAAAUUAAUAAAAAAGAGAAGAGUAUUCAGACGAAAAUAAUUAUGAUGAUAAAAAAUAUUCUCCAUAAAAUUCAAUUGAAGCCCUUAAUUCAUAAAAAAAGACAACAUCUCCUUUGAAGCAAUCACCUGAGAAAUCACCUAACAGGCAAGAAUAUUUUCGUUAUGAUGGUUCUGGUGGUAGUUCAUCUGAAUCUUAGAGAGAUGAUUUUGUGCUCAAAAAGAAACUUUAGAUUUUAGAAAAUAAUGCUAAGUUUUUUGAAUCAUAGGCAAAUCCUCUAUUUAAAGAGAAUCAGUAGCUUAAAGAUUAAAUGAUAUAGCUUAAUGAAAUUAUUAAAGUUAAAACAAUGGACUUUGCUUUAUUGGUCAGAAGCGAAGAUGAAAAGGGUCAAAGUAGAGAUAUGAUUAAAAAAAUAGGGGAUUUAGAGGCAAUUUAUAAAGUAAUUAAAGAUGAUAUUAAUUUUUAUAUUAGAGAAGUUGAAUAGCUUAGCAGAGAUAAUUAGUAACUAAAGUAUGAUCAUGAAAAGCUUUAAGGAGAUUAUAAGGAACAAGAAAGAAAAAAUUAAAAGGAUAAUGAAAUGUUAAAAGUAAGCUAUUCAAACCUUAUCAGUGGUUUAGAAAGUAAAGUAGCAGACUUAAGAAUACAAAUUGAAAAUUUAGAAAGGGAAUUAGUUUAAGAAAGAAGAGACAAAGAGAGAAUAAGGAAAGAAAAGGACACAGAAAUACAUUAGUUAAAAAUCACAAUAGAAAAUUUAAGAAGCGAAGUUAAGCAGCUAGAUGAUGAAAGUACUAAAAAAAUUAAAGAGCUUAAUUAGAUGAUCACUUAAAACUUAGAAAAUUUUGAAAAAGAAAAAAAAGAACUCAUUCAAAAAUAUGAAGAAUAGCUUAGCAAAUAAAAAGCUAAUUAUGAAAACUAAAUCAAUAAACUUACUUAAAAUAAUACAAGUCACGUGAAUUCUCUCUUAAGUGAAUUAGAACAAAAAAAUAUAUUAAUAUAAAGUUUGUAAUCUGAAAUAUCUUAGCUAUAAGGUAAUUCAACUUAAGAAAUUCAACAACUGAUUCAUAAACUUGCAACAACAAAUGCAGACUUAGACAAAUAAAAAAAUGAAAAUUCAGCACUAAGAAGUGAUAUUCAUUUGACCAAAAAAAGAAACGAAGAGCUUUUAAGAGAAAAAUAAUAAAUAAACGAAGAGUUAGAAAGAUUAAGAAGAAAUUACAAGUUUUUAGAGGAAGAGUUUAGGGAUUAUAGAGAAAAGGCAACAGUUGAAAUAGAUGAUCUCAAAAGAUAAAUCACAUAGCUAGAGAAUGAAAUAAAAAGAAGAGACAAUGAGUGGAGGUAAAAGUUUACAGAUGAGGUAGAUAUUCAUUCAAAAAAUUCCAGAAAAUAAUUUGAUGAAAUGAAAGAUAAAUACGAGUUAGAAAUAAGAAAGCUUAAGGAGUAACUUGAAGGUAACUACAAUCAAAUGGAAUAAGAAAAAUUAGAAAUAAUCAGGUAACUGAACAAAAAAAUAGCAGAACUAGAAGAUGAAAACUAGAAAUUAAAAUUAAAACUUAAGAGUAUAAAUACUGAAUGGGAAAUGAAGUUUAAAGAUAUGGAAAAUUCUCUUAAAAAAAGGAUUAAUAGCCUCGAAGCUGAAAUGUAGUUUUCAUAGCAGUAAAAUGACUCUAAACUAAGGAGAUAAUUAGAAGAAUUAGAAGAACUUAGGUAAAGGCAGUUGAAAGAGUUAGAAUUUAAAAAAAAUGUAGAACUUGAUGAAUUAGAAAGAUUAAAAGAUGAAAAAUAUAGAAAAUUAGAAUUAUAAUUUAUAGAAAUGAAAAACUAAUUAACUAAUCAGCUUAGUGAUUUAGAGAGUGAAAGAUUAAAAAGGAUAAAUUAACUUGAAUAAGAGCUCAAAAAUAUAAGAAAGGAAUUAGAGGAAAGGAGAAAGAAAGAACUUUAAGAUUAGAAAAAUUAUUAUGAAGAAUAAAUAAAGAGAUUGAAAGCAUCUUUAGAAGGUUAAACCAAAGAAGCUGUUUAAACUCUCGAAUCUCAUUACUAGAGAGAAAUGGAUAAAGUCAAAGAUUAGUAUGAAGAAAAAAUAAGGAAGAUUAACAGAGAUUAUGAAAGCAAAAUUAAUUAAAUAACUUUCGAAUAUGAAAACAAAUUAAAAGAACUUAGAACUAAUUUAGAUAAAGAAAGGCGAAAUUAUGAUUAACUGAAAGAAGAGUUCUAAAAGUCAAAAGAAAAGUAUGAAAAUGAGAUCAAAGAUUUAAAGCAAUUAAAAGAAUAAAAUGAAAAAACGAUCCAUGAUUUAUAAUAAAAAAUAAAUAAAUUAGAAGAAGAGCUCAGAUUAUUAAAAAUAGAAUUUACCAAAUACAAAAAAGACCAUGAAAGUGAUUUUGAAAAGCUAAAAUAGGAAUACAUUGUUAGAGAGAAAUAAUUAUAAUAAAAAAUGGAAGAUGAAUUGAAUAAAGAACUAGAAAAUCACUUAAAAUUUAUUGAAAAGAUGAAAAAAGAAUAUGAAAAUUUAAUACAUGCUCAUAAAAAUAGAGUUGAAGAGUUAAACAUUGAAUUAAGGGAUCUAGAACGUUUGUUUGCUGAAAGGCCCUCCAGACCAGACGAUAUUAAGUAAAUUAAGCUACUUUUGAAGGAAUUAGAAUUAACAAAGAAGAAAUUAGCUGAAACUGAUAUUAAAAUUUUGCAUGCUAACGAAAUUGUCAAAUAUCUACAAUUAGAAUUAGAGAAUUAUAAAAAUAUUUAUGAAAUAUUUGGUCCAAAUAAAAGGCUUCCACCUGAAAUUGAAUAAGGAAUUAUUAAUGGAACUCUCCCUGAAGUCGAAAUAAGCUCUCCUGUUAAAUAAAAUAUUACUACAAGAUAAUCUUAAAUGAAUAAUAAUUAAAUAUAUUAGAAGAAAAGAAAUAAGUCUAUGAAUGGAAUAGAUACUACAGCAUAUUUGAUUGGAGAUUUAGUUGAAUAAUAGCAACAAUAAGAAAAAUUAAAUAGAACCUCCAAUUUAAAUACCUCAAAAAAUUACAAUUCAGCAUCUAUUUAAAACUAAGCAAGCUAGAACAAUAACUCAAAUACAACUGGCGUGUAUGUUAACUAAGAUCACUUAAUUUAAAAUGUUGAGAAAUUUUUAGAUAAUUUAAACGAUCCUUUAUCUACUAAAAACCUUUCACCUCCUAGAAAAACCAAUUAAAUUAGUGAGUAGAAUUUACAAAAUCCAAUAUCAAUGUCUUCCUCGAAAAAAUAAAGUUCUAUAGUUAGGUAAAGAUCAAGAAGGCCUUCUUCAUCUAGCGGAAAUUAUCAAAAUGCAGAUUCUUCUGUAAAAUAAAUUUAAAAUGCAAUAUAGCAGACUAAUAAUUUCAAUGAUAUCAUAAAAAUGAAAACUUAAAAUACAAGAGAAUCUUCUUAUACUAAAUUACCUACAAUAGAGAAAUAUCCCAACAAUACUUUUUAUACAAAUCCAAAUAUGAGCAACUAAACAAAUAAUCCAAUAUUUAAACCGAUACAUAUUGACGAUUUAAUUAAUAAUAAAAAAAAUAUAAAUUGA